This is a messenger RNA of Mycosarcoma maydis (corn smut), 261 nucleotides long. Its product is annotated as putative Splicing factor 3B subunit 5. The transcript is spliced from 2 exons. The coding region runs from base 1 to 261 and encodes 86 amino acids. Gene Ontology annotation, biological process: mRNA splicing, via spliceosome. NCBI's taxonomy places the organism in Eukaryota, Fungi, Basidiomycota, Ustilaginomycetes, Ustilaginales. Gene Ontology annotation, cellular component: precatalytic spliceosome; U2 snRNP. The record is from RefSeq and is a predicted model, not a curated record.
AUGUCGGAUCUACGAUACACGGCAGCUUCGCAGCUGGAGCAUCUGCAUAGCAGAUACACUGGCACCAUCAACGCCGACACCGAGAAGUACGAAUGGCUCACACAUCAGCUGAGGGACACAAGCUCUUCAAUUGUUGGACAUCCACCCCUGCUGUCCUACAAUGCGCUCGCCGAUGGAGAAUGCAAGGCCCGCGUCAAGUUUGAACUCACCGAGAAAAUGCUGCAGCCUUGCGGCCCGCCUCCGCUAAAGGAAGACGAUUGA